UCGCCCGCCGCCCGAGACGCAGGUGUUCCAUUCCCCAAGGGGCAUCCACUGAUCUUCAUGUACCUGUUGGCUGUCAUCUGUCACCUUGGCAGACUGCACGCUCCCACUGGCUCCUCCCUCUCUGCUUGAUUCUCUGUAGUGUUUGCCACUUUCCAACACACUAGGUAAUUUACGUGCUUCCCAUAUUUACUGUUCCUAUCUUUGUUGGGAUGUAGGCUGUGGGGAUUUGUGUGUGGUGCUUGGUCAGAAUUCUCCAGCUGUGCUGCCCAGCACAGGAAACCACUGGCCACACUUGGUUAAAAUGAACUACAAUUAGAACUUUGGGUCCUCGGUCAGAUGUACUGCCUUUCCAGUGUCAGUGGCCUUGAGUGGACACUGGCUGCCGUGCUGGGCAUGGUCAUCUUAGGUCAGGCCUGCCUGGCCAUGAGCCGGCUUCAUCCCCCUCAUCUGAAUACCUCAGACAUGCCUCUCAGUCCUCCCUCGGUUGGUCUUUGAAGAUGGGCUCUUCCUUCCUGGCUCCCUCUCUUUCCUGAAUUAACUGAACAGUUUAUAGAAAUGCAGUUACAGAAAAACUUGAAGUGUGCAAAUGGUACGAGUUGGAUAUAAAGGAAAGUCAUUUCUGGACCAGUUGUUUCCAAGUUGUAUCUAAUCACUGUCCUUAAGCCACAAACACCCUGUGUCCUCUUGCGGCUCUGAUGCUGUCAGAGUUAUGCUGCAGGUGAUGUUUCAAGCUCUUUUCCAGUGAUGCCUAUUCUCAGGUGGAUAGAGCUCUGGACAGAACCUCAAGACAAUAUCAGGGAACUCUCAGCCAGGCCUCUGGGCACUCUUGAGGCACAGUUGCCACUUCAUGCCCAAGCUGAGAAGUGGUAGAGGCCCCAUGUCAUCCUGCCAGGGUUGCUCCAGUCCCACCAUGUAUGUUGUGCUCACCAUUGUCAGACUCCUGAGCUCAGCACAGGCACAGUGCCCAUGUGGUCCUCAGUGCCCACUCAUUGAGUGGGUGGCAAGUCUGUGACCAGGAGAGAUGGCAGCUCAGUCUGGAUCCAAGGACGCAAGAAUCACAGACAGCACAUGAAGUAAAUAACAAAGUUCACUGCUCACUGUCCCUCCCCUGAGGCCCCCACAGGUCACCCUUAAAAUUCACCACCUCCCUAAGGGUUUCCACAUACUCUUGUCCUGCCUUCUUGAGCCCCAGAGCCGUAUGACAGAGCCUCUGCCUCCCUCCCUCACCCCCACAAGCUGUGUCUCUGCUCUGGGCUGGGCUCGGUGAUUCCUAGAUAUGUCUUUUUGGUAGAACCCCCUCCUUCACCAUCAUAAUUCUCACUUUGGAUUGUUUAAGCAAGUAAACAAGCAGAUCUGCUUAACUGAGCAAGCCUCAGAGUUUCUGGAAGGUGGACCCAGCAUGGGCUGGGUCUGCAUCCCGUGUCCUCUUGUGGUGACAUCAUCUCUGCUUCUCUGUAGGCUUCACGAUGUAGCCGGGAAUCCAGGCUCUCAUUUGCAGAAAAUGGAAACAGAGCAAGGGCUAGAAGGAAGGUGCAGAAGCAAACCAGAGUGCAGAGUGAGGAGGGAUCAUCGCAUCCUCAUGGUGGCCUGAAACCUCCAUGCCACGGCGUGAGGGGGGACACGCAGACGUCAGAGGAGAAGCCAAAGAUGUUGACCAGGAAGAUUAAGCUCUGGGACAUAAAUGCCCACAUCACCUGCCGCCUGUGCAGCGGCUACCUCAUCGAUGCGACCACAGUGACCGAGUGUCUGCACACAUUCUGCAGGAGCUGCCUGGUAAAGUACCUGGAGGAGAACAACACCUGCCCCACAUGCAGGAUCGUGAUCCAUCAGAGCCAUCCACUGCAGUACAUUGGUCAUGACAGGACCAUGCAGGACAUUGUUUACAAGUUGGUGCCGGGCCUUCAGGAAGCGGAAAUGAGGAAGCAGAGGGAAUUCUAUCACAAGCUGGGCAUGGAGGUGCCGGGUGACAUCAAGGGGGAGGCAUGCUCCACGAAACAACAUUUAGAUCCCCGAAAUGGUGAAACCAAAGCAGAUGACAGUUCAAACAAAGAGACAGCAGAAGAGAAGCAGGAAGAGGACAACGAUUAUCACAGAAGCGACGAGCAGGUGAGCAUCUGUCUGGAAUGCAACAGCAGUAAACUCCGGGGCCUGAAGCGGAAAUGGAUUCGAUGUUCAGCCCAGGCAACAGUUCUGCACCUGAAGAAGUUCAUCGCCAAGAAGCUCAACCUCUCCUCCUUUAAUGAGCUGGACAUUUUAUGCAAUGAGGAGAUCCUGGGCAAGGAUCACACCCUCAAGUUCGUGGUUGUCACCAGGUGGAGAUUCAAGAAGGCACCCCUCCUGCUGCACUACAGACCCAAGAUGGACUUGCUGUGACCCGGCCAGACUUGGCUGCGCUCCGGGCUCCACGCGGCAACCCUGCCGUGGAAUGUCACCUCUGGGUGCCAUGUGGACCAGAUUUCUGAAUAGAGGAUAUUUAUAACUUUUGUACGAGAGAAUCCACGCCCAACAAGACACUACCAGCACGCGUUUACAGAGGAUGGAAACACUUUGCAGUUCCGUGUGGCCAGACGUGCUCCUCUCUGCUUCAGAUCCAUGGGCCAGAGAAUUAAGUGUAGUGUGGCAACGCUUCCAAGUCACCUCUGACACAGAGCACCUUUGCUUGCUUUCCUGCCUUGAGAAUCUGAGUUCAUUUCAGUUUAGUUCAUGGGUUGGGUUUCAUGCUAAGCCUCAAAAAUACUUGUACUUUUAUUGAGUCCUUCCUAAGUUAUUGAAAAAGUCUUUUCAUGGUAAAUGAUAUUUAUGUUGCCUUUACCUUCCUGAAGACUUUAGAAGAUAUAUAAAAAUUUAAUUUAAAAGCAUACCCAAAGAGGCUUGCAGUAAUGCUAUGAUUUAACCACGGUGUUUGUUUUUCCAUCUUGUAGAGCACAGCAGAGGCCCACUCCCAAGCUCAUGGCCUGUGCUGUGUGUCCUGGGCUGGCCGGCCCAGGCCAGGCAAGACAGGGUUCCUUAAUUACCCUAGACUUCACACUGCGAUUCCAGCACACUCAGCAGGGUAGACCAGAGCUGGUUUGGCCAGCAUAGCGCUAGCUUGCAGAAAAGUUCUUGUUUUAGAAGUUGCUUUUAUUGAAAAGGGGCACAAAUUCCUGGGUGCCAUCACUUGUGUUCCUGGCUUUCCUUUGUUUUCGUUCUGCGUGAGCUGUGGUGAUGGCUGUUGGGUGCUUGUCAGAAAGCACCCGGCCUGCAGGGAGGCCUGAUGAAGGCUGCAGGUAUGUUUGCCUGCAGGAAGGGUGCCUUUUGCAAGACAGAGACGGCUCCAUGUUCCCAUGGCAGGUGUUUCCAGGCUCGCCCUCCUGCUGGUGGGGAUGGUGCAUGUGCUUUGUGGCCCUUGUCCACAAAAGGUGGCCUUGGAGUCACACUUUGUGGGACUGGGCCAGGCAGGCCGAACUGCUCAGGAAACUGCUCCGCCCAGCAGAAGUUGCUUUUUUUGGUCACAAGCAGGAUGCUCUUUGUUAACUCUUCUCUCCUCCCAAAUGUAAUUUUUUUUUUUUUAUUGAAUUAGAGAAUAAACUCUUUGCCAGCACAUAAACACUUGUUACCUUAAGGCAGAGAUGGAGUUUUGUAAGGCAGGAGUGAGGGGAAUGGGCCGUUUCCAAGGUGGUUGAAGUGCUGUCCUGGGUCCCCUGGGAACCUGUGCUGGGUGUCUGCUACUUCUUGCUGAACUUUGGGCCCCUCCCUCCUUCCUUUCUCAGGCCCUGUGGGAUGAGCCCAAUGGUUACCCCAGUGGGUCCUUCUAAGCCACUGCCUACCAGCUCUUGCUGGGUAGAUGAGGCUCUCAGUGUGUCCAUGAGUCUUCACCUUAGCAACUGGAAUUUCUUCUUGAAUUUGCUUUGACAGCUGUGGCUGGGCUCGGUGACAACCAGUUUUGUUUUCUUCUGCUUACUUUUCACAUACACAAAAUGUCAAGCAGCAACUGAGACCUAAUGUUAGUGAUGAGGAAACAGCCAAAUUAACUCAUCCAAGCAAUCUUCAAUGUGAGGCCUUUUUUAAAACACAAAAAACAAGCUCUUUGUUAGGAAUUGGUCAAAAUUCACCUCUUUAUUUAAGUCCAGGACUAUUUGGAUGACUCAGUUUCCUGAGGACACUGUUCAUCCAGAUUGUUUCUGGAGUUCCUAUUCAAGGGUUUAUGAGUAAAUAUUACCUGUCUACCUCAGCACACACUACAGAAGCAUCCUGCAUGACCAUGUUCUUUCUCACAGUGCAGCUGAAGUGUAUGUAACAUUAGGAUUUAGGUGUUUUCCUGUGUGGUGAAGCUAAAGAAAGAUUAAACAGUUAGGAGCCUCCAAAUUCAAAUAAAGCUAAUUCACAGUUCAGAUCAAACUUAGUAUCGCUGUAUAAUCUCAUGACAUACAUUUGUAACUUUGUAGCUACCUUUGGAAUCACUUGACUUUGCUAUGGUGCUAAGUUGAUAGAUAGAAGUGUACAGCGAGGCAGACGUCACAGUUGGCACAACGUCCGGCCGGGCGCCGCCCCACAGCCCUGCUUCUGUCACCACGUUAACCUGAGAAACCUCAGCAGCAAAAGUCCUAUUUUUCUAGGCUCCAUCGCACACCAGUCUGCAUUGCAGGCGUCUCCCGGUGCGCUCUGCCCUUAGGUCUGACCUGUAGCCUUACCUCGCUCAGACACAUACAGAGUUAACCUGCAUCAAAUGGAAGCUUCCGGCCACCUCGUUUCACCCCUGUCAAGCUCCAAAUGACAUCAAAGGCUGAAUUUUGUUUUCCAGCACGAUCACCAGGAUUGUUAGCAAUUGGUCCUGUUGAAAGUCCCAGCAGGCUGAGCUUCUGCGAAGUCGUUUUCACAGCUGCCGUGCGGGAAACUGGGUGCUGUCAGGCGACCUUCUGCAAUGGUCGGCAGCAGCGGGACCAGCCUCCCAGCACCAGGUCUCUCCAGACACCAUUUUCACAAAAAUAGAAUACUCAGAUAGAAUAUAUAAUAUUGAAUUUAAGAUUUGGGGGGUUAAAAAAAGAAAACUUUAUAAAAUUAUUUAUUCUAUUUUAAGCCUUCUAUCAUAUUUUCCCAUCCAAUUGUUUGGUUUCCGUGGUCCAGCUUUAUUUACAGGCAUAUAAGAUGAAAUUGUGAGAUGUUUUGCAAGCUUCUUUUACUUUGCAUAGCCUUCAGUUCAUAUGUUUUUUUAUAGGGAUGAAGAGCAUUUCUAUGUUUUUGUGCAAUAGGUUCCAACAUGCAUUUAUUAGAUGUGUUUAAAUUGUGAUCUAGCAUCGAUUCUGCCAAACUGAAAGGGACUGUAGGUGGAAUUUCAAAAUGCGUACAUUCGGCUGUUUGGUUUUCCUUCUUCGUCUUUAUUAUUGUAAGAAUGCCGUUGUGGGGACUGUGUGUCCAUGUGGGGAAUACCUGCUAGCAAUAUUCAGAAACCAGCAGCUGGGCAGGAAGUGAUGAGACUGUCACCAUGCCAGGCUCACAGCCAUAGAGGCCCCCCCAGGUCCUGGUGCCCUGGAGCCUUUGUACUUGCAGUUCAGCCACCCCAGCGGUUGGGAUCACGUUCUCAACCCCACAGACCUGUCAGUGCUGCUCUUCACAGCUGGCUCUGAGGCCUGCCUUGGCACCAAAGUCCUGGAGUUUUUCAUUUCUGAGGGCACACAGGAUGGCAUUUCACAGUGCUCUGGAAUGUGUCCUUGGAUAGAAUGUUCUAGGAACACACAGCUGAUUGCUACAUUGUAUGUGGGUAUUGAAUGUGCUUUCAAAACAUUAAAAAUAAAUUCUGUGCAGAUUGCUAAAUCACACAUACAAAAAUAAUUUCUGUUUCCUCAGGAAAUCAUUUAAGCCCCAUCACAUCACAUGACCUUAUAUGAAAACAAAUGUACUUCACCUUGAUACUGAAGCACACACAUGAACAGGCUGUGAUGCGUAGAUUAGAAAACCAGCACUUGAAGUGUACCACAAGCUGCACACAUGUCACUGUCCUGCCAGGCAAGACCAGUGCGGCUCCCAUAGGGAACACACUGAGGGGCUGAGCUGCCUUGCCCGGUGUCCCUGCUGGGGGUGUGAUUCACACCCAUCCACGAGCGCUUUUUGAAGUGGACUGAAGGGUGUCCCUGAGGUAUGUGUGUGAAGCGCUAGCAUAAGCAUCUGUUCCUGCUCUCAACUGGGUACUGGACAUGUUUUUCCCAAGUAAAAGUAGUGUCAGGUUCAAGACAGCAGCCCCACCCUGAGCCCUGGGGUGCGGCAAACCGGAAAGCUGUCACACAUGGAAAUGAUGGUGCAGAUACAGGUUUUUUACUGUUUAAUUUGAAAGUUUACAUUUUUUAUGCUUGUGUUGGUGUGUAAUUUUUGUACCAUCAGUGGCUAGUUUUUGUCUAAAAUCUUUUUUGGAUUAUUGCUUAAUGUUUUGAUUUUAUGAUAGUGAAGCUUGUAUUCAGUGUUUUGCCAACUAAUAUUAUAUGCUUGUAAU
This is a messenger RNA of Castor canadensis (American beaver), 6463 nucleotides long. The record is from RefSeq and is a predicted model, not a curated record. NCBI's taxonomy places the organism in Eukaryota, Metazoa, Chordata, Mammalia, Rodentia, Castoridae.